Caenorhabditis auriculariae is the source of this 1350-nucleotide messenger RNA. NCBI's taxonomy places the organism in Eukaryota, Metazoa, Nematoda, Chromadorea, Rhabditida, Rhabditidae. The record is from the annotation of a GenBank genome assembly.
AUGCUUGUAACGUUUUUUCCAAGCUUUUUUGUGUAUACACGCAUCCCGACCCAUUCCAAGUGCGUCCACAACCUUCAGGCUCUUGAGUGUGUUCCCGAGAAGAUUUUCACCCCGGCCUGCAUCAUUUUGGACGUAACCAACCGUGCGAUGUUAGCCGUCAACGGCUUGACGUUUUUCGUGGCCUCGGUCGGGAUUUUUUUCUCGGCCCGACUUUCUUAUUAUCUCCUGAAACCUCAACCUCACAUUUCUGCAAGAACGCGUGAACAACAGAAGAUUUUCUUCUACACUCUGUGUUGUCAGGUUAUUUUUUAAAAUUUUAAAAAGCGGAAAGUAGAAGCUUUUCAAAAUGUUUAUAGCUCAUUAUUCACGUUGAAAAAGUGCUCCACGGCUAAUAAAAAGAAAAAUUAAGCUAUCAGAUUUUUUUUCAAUUGAAACUUUGAAACUUUAUUCAGUCUUCAGAGAAGGUACUCCGCUGAAUCAUGGAAUAAUUGAAGAGUUGUUCGUCGGUUUGCGAAACUGUCGUUGGUCAAACGUAGACGGCGCGUAGAGCAUCUCGUCUUUCUUGUGAUAGUAGUAGACGACUUUCGAGCGUUUCCGACGAUCACUGCUUCUCCAUGCAGGAAAGGGAAUGUACGACAUUUCACAUAAUGCCAUUUCACAUAAUGACAAUUUACAUAAUGCCAUUUCACAUAAUGACAUUUCACAUAAUACGACAAUUCACAUAAUGACAUUUCACAUAACCCGACAGUUAACAUAAUACGACUCUUCACAUAAUGACGAUUCACAUAAUGCGACUUUUUCACAUAAUAACGUUUCACAUAAAGCGACUUUUUCACAUAAUGCUUUUUCAUGCUUUUUGCCUAGAGGGUUCUCAUAAUUUUUUUCAUGUAUUUAUUAUCUAUUAUCAGACCUGUCAUCGUACACUUUCAAAGUUGGAUGAGCCAUUGGAGAAACGCAAAAAUGAGCCAAACACGAAAACAAAAACGAAAAAUUGACGAAAAACUGAAACCUAAAACUAGUGACGACAACGCUGAUCGAGAGAAAGACAAAGAUUGAGUGGAAAAUCUAGCAGCCUUUAUAUAGGGAUAUGGGCGGAGCGUCAGAAAACACUAUAACAACAGAGAAGAACUCGUAUACACUUCGCAAAUAUUGAGACGACUCCUUCACCCCUUAGGCGCGAAGAAAAUGUGCGAGGACGAUAAGAGCAUGAUGUGUGACCUGGGCAGAAGCCGGUAUCAACGUCGUCAGUAUCGAGACGUUUCCUUCAACCCUCAGGAGCGAAAAAAAAUGUGCGAUGACGAGGAGAGCACGAUGUGUGACCUCUAUAUAUUUACCAAGUCACUCAUUUAG